AUGGCUACCCCCAGUGUCCUAGCUUUUGACGCUGAGGGCAGAGCCAUUGACUUUGAGGUCUGGGUCGACGACCUGCAGUUGUUCUUACAGUGCGAUAGGGCGGACGGUCUUUCUCUUUUUGACCUCACCUCUGGCGCCUCUCCGGCUCCUGCUGCUGAUGCUGACCCCACUGUUCGCUCUCAGUGGGCCACCCGCGAUGCUGCUGCACGUCUUGCUGUGCGUCGCCACUUGCCCACCACUGAGCGCGCACACUUUAGUCAGUACAAGAGUGCUCAGACCUUGUACGACGCUGUAGCUGCGCGCCACUCUUCCCCUGCCACUGCUGCACUGAACCUCUGUUCCACCACCCUCACUGUCGACCUCCUCGAGAAGGCCCUCCUAGCGGCGGAGAAGAGUAUAGUCGCCGUAGGAGCCUCUCGUGGAGACCCGCGCACCCCCAUCUUUGAGGGGUGUUCCCCUUCCCCCCUGCUGCCCUCUGUUGCCUCUUCUGCUGCUGCCGACCUGCUUGGUCUUGAGCCGGUUGGCGCGGCGUCUGCCCCUAGCGGGAGACGCCGCCCUGGCAAGGGCAAGGGGAGCAAGGGCGCGGGUGGAGCUGGCGGGGGCGGUGGGGGUGGCGGUGGAGGCGGCGGAGGGAGUGGGGGUGGCGGUGGGAGUGGUGGCGGGAGUGGUGGAGGUGGUGGCGGCAGCGGCGGCGGAGGUGGUGGCGGCGGAGGCGGUGGGAGCGGAGGCGGUAGUAGUGGCGGAGGUGGAGGCGGUGGUGGCGGAGGAGGUGGAGCUGGUCGGGGUAGUGCCCCGCAGAGGAGCGGCUCUGAUGGUGGUCCACGUCAGCAGCAACAGCAGCAGCAGCAGGGUUCUCGGGACAUCCCCCCGCCUCAGCAACUCCGUGAGUGGUACGCGCAGAGUGAGCGUGGUGGAGGUGCUGGACCGUGCACCUACGUUCUUCGCAGUGGCGACCGCGCGGCGAUCUUUGAGCUAGACUUUGAUGCUAUUCUUGCUGCCAUGUAUGCUGUGUCUAUUAGUGAUGCGGGUGACUGUUACCGGUGUUUCCCGCCCGACCCGGGCAUUGGUACUGCCGCGCUAGGUACUUGUGAGGCGUCUGCUCUAGGUGCCAGUGCGUCUGCGCUCUCAGGUACUGGUGAGGCUGCGCUCUCAGGUACUACGUCGGCUUUGGCCUCCCUCACUUUCACUCUUGACUCAGAAGCUUCUCGCUCCUUCUUUCGAGACCGCACCACACUCACGCCGCUUGGUCGGCCGGUUGCAGUCUCCCUGGCUAACCCCUAUGGGGGUCCUGUCCUCUCUCACUUUUCCACUGUCCUCUCGUGUCCGGCUGCCCCCUCGGGCACCCUGUCUGGCCUGUACCUCCCCUCGUUCUCUACGAACUUGGUGAGUGCUGCAGACCCGCAGGAUGCGGGGGUUCACCAGUUCACUCCUGCGAGUCAGCGUGUGACCCACUGCACGGACGCACGCACAGGUCGGCACCUGGCCACGUUCUCGCGUCGGCCGGGGUCGAGCCUCUACACCCUGUCCACUGAGUCUCCUCCUGUCCCUGCGUCGGGUCAGGUGUUUGCUGCUGCGUCCCGGUCUGGCCCGGAGUCUGCCCCCU
Messenger RNA from Closterium sp. NIES-65, 1603 nucleotides. The record is from the annotation of a GenBank genome assembly. NCBI's taxonomy places the organism in Eukaryota, Viridiplantae, Streptophyta, Zygnematophyceae, Desmidiales, Closteriaceae.